AUCAAGAGUUAUCUUCCCAGUUCGUCCAUUUGACUUCCGUUUGACGAUAUUUUCAUUGACCUCUGUCAAACCAUGCUACCAUUUAGAUCGUUGGGGACCCUUUCCCCGUCAGCGGUUACUAAAGCAUGGAAGUGUGGUGCAGCCCUGUGCAAUGGCAAAUAUUCAACAGCAGCCUCUGCAACAUUUACAACAAAGGAUUUUGACCUACACAAACUGGACAUGGGUCCAGCCACAGAGGUUUCCACCACCAGGGAGGAAGCCAUUCAGUUUUAUAGGGAGAUGCAGACCAUCCGGAGAAUGGAGACAACAGCAGGCAAUAUGUACAAAGCCAAGCAAGUCCGUGGCUUCUGUCACCUCUACUCUGGACAGGAGGCAUGCUGUGUUGGUAUGGAAGCGUCCAUGACUCCUGAAGAUGCAGUCAUCACGGCUUACAGAGCUCACGGGUGGUCAUACAUUCGUGGUGUAUCAAUACUGGGAGUCCUGGCAGAGCUCACUGGCAAGAAGUCUGGCUGUUCCAUGGGUAAAGGAGGAUCAAUGCACAUGUAUGGUAAAAACUUCUACGGAGGAAAUGGAAUUGUUGGUGCUCAGGUUCCACUUGGUGCGGGAAUUGCCUUUGCAAUGAAGUACCGAAAAGAGAAGAACAUAUGUGUGACUCUGUAUGGAGACGGAGCAGCCAAUCAAGGACAGCUCUUUGAAACAUUCAACAUGGCCAAACUGUGGAACCUGCCAUGUGUGUUUGUGUGUGAGAACAAUGGCUAUGGCAUGGGCACCAGUGCUGAACGAGCCUCGGCCAGCAUCGAUUACUACACCCGCGGCGACUACGUACCGGGCAUAAAGUGCGACGGUAUGGAUGUGCUUGCUGUUCGUGAGGCAAUGAAGUUCUGUAAGGACUACGUAUUGAAGAACGGCCCUAUCCUACUGGAAGUAGCCACAUACAGAUACAGUGGUCACAGUAUGAGCGACCCAGGCACAAGCUACCGUAGUCGAGAGGAGGUGAAAGAAGUACGCGAGAAGAAAGACCCCAUCACCACAUUCAAGGAAAAGCUACUAUCAUCCAACCUGGCUACUGCUGAUGAACUUAAGAAAAUAGAUACUGAGGUACGCAAAGAAGUGGAAGCCGCAGCAGAACUAGCUAAGAAUGACACAGAACUUUCUGGAGAUUAUCUAUACAAUCAGAUUUACAACCAGCCUCCAGCAGACUAUAUAGUACGUGGUUGUGACCCCAUGACAACCUCGCCGUCCAAGUAAUGAAUCGGAACCCCAAAACAUGAUUAUCUCACAAAGAAUAAGAUUUUAAAAGCUGGAACAGAGUGUUUUGAAAUCACUGAAGAUUUUAACCCAUUUACUAUAAUAUCUGUUAGAUAGACGUGAUAGAAUCUUUACCAGUAUAUUGGCUACUGUGUAAGCUGAUGUGUUGGACUUAUAAUGCUCUCACCCAUUUCAGUGAAGCAAGGUUGCAAUAGAGGUAAACAAAGGGAGCUAACCGCGGACAAGUUAAAACAGUGGGGAAUAAAUUGUGCUAUUUAUGCAGGUAAAAGCAUUACUGUAUAUCGAAAAAUGUUCACCUUUUCUCCCUCUGUAAUGAAGGUGAACAUAUUAUUAUAGCGAACAUUUGUAAACAACAUACACAGUAAUCAAAUGUGAUGGACAAAUUUAAUAUUGGGCAAUAAUGGAUUUUACGGUCGAAAGGCGAAAAUGUCCUGGUAUACAGUAUAAAGUGAGGCAGAUUGCAUAGUUAAUAUCCUGUGUGGGAUCAUCUAUAAAUUCUGUGACACGUGAUCCUUUAUAUGGAAUGUGAGUGUAAUCUCGUGUGUGAUGUUUAUAUACGAUGUUCUAUAGGAGGACGUGAUCUAAUAGAGGUUAUUCCAUUUGUUCUUGUUUAUGGUUUAUAUAUUUAUUUGAUUGAGGAAUAAUAGAUGUUUUAAUGCAAUUCUUUAAUCCUGGCGACUCAUCUUUGACUUACUUAUGUGGUUAACAUAAAAUCAUUUCAAUUACCGGUACAUUUAGUGCUAUAUGAGACUGGAUCAACUAAACUCAGUUUUUUAUGUUAUUUUGCAAAAGUAUUUUCCAGGCUACUUUGUGUCUCAGACUUUUCUUUCAGCUCCUGUGUUAGACUUACUGGUGUUGAUGAUAAAGCUGAUUUUAAUCAGAAUGUGAAUAUUGGCGAAAACUUAACACCUGUGAAGUCAUUCAUUAUGCUGUACUAUUAAAGAGAUUAUUGACCGUGGGGUUUUAAAAGAAGCCUGCAAGGUUACCUAAUGAGAAAAAUGUGCAAAAAACAUGUGUUUUAAAGGAAACUGACAGGCUGUGGGCAUUCCCUUAAGCCUUUGAAUUUCACCUUUAUCUGCCACUGUUAUCUGAUAAUAAUAUUUUGUUAGCAUCUGCUGCUAUAUUUGACUGUUGAUGAGACCUUUCUCGAGCUUUAAUGUUGCUGGAUAAAAGAGACUACAAAAUUUUCAAGGAUUAUGAUAUACAUCCCGAAAUAUCUUUGUAUUCAGGUUAAAUAUGUGAUAGUGCCCAUACCGCUUUCACUACCUUGAGGCACAACAACUGAGGGUCUAUUGCCAGUAGAAUAUGGCAACAAAGUUUAUGCUGACAAAAGUAUUCUAUGCAGAGUAAAUUAAUUCUCCACUGUACAUCAUUACAGUGCAGGUAAAGUAAUGCACAUUAUGUAACACUUUUCUGUCAUAUCCAGGAGUCGAUGCUACUGUGGGUGUGUAUGUUGUAUACAGUUUACAAAAUGUUAAGUCUCCAAAUACAUUAAAUCCAACAGAAUACAUACA
Mizuhopecten yessoensis (Yesso scallop) is the source of this 2783-nucleotide messenger RNA. Its product is annotated as pyruvate dehydrogenase E1 component subunit alpha, mitochondrial-like. The transcript is spliced from 9 exons. Gene Ontology annotation, biological process: pyruvate decarboxylation to acetyl-CoA. The record is from RefSeq and is a predicted model, not a curated record. Gene Ontology annotation, molecular function: pyruvate dehydrogenase (acetyl-transferring) activity. Lineage: Eukaryota; Metazoa; Mollusca; Bivalvia; Pectinida; Pectinidae. Gene Ontology annotation, cellular component: intracellular membrane-bounded organelle. Bases 73 to 1248 code for a protein of 391 amino acids.